Messenger RNA from Colletotrichum acutatum, 496 nucleotides. RefSeq lists its product as uncharacterized. The transcript has 3 exons. NCBI's taxonomy places the organism in Eukaryota, Fungi, Ascomycota, Sordariomycetes, Glomerellales, Glomerellaceae. The record is from RefSeq and is a predicted model, not a curated record. The coding region runs from base 115 to 435 and encodes 106 amino acids.
UGCUCACGGGAGAAUAUUCUACACGGAGACGUUUCAGCGGCUAGCCUUGAAUCAUCAAACACCAAACCCAACAAAUCAGACUUCAAGACCUUUGAAUAGCAAACACACACAACCAUGGCCAUCACCAGAAUCGGACUCAUUGCGCUCGCAGACGGCCCUGGACAAGAUGAGGCGGUGAAGAGGUUCAGUAACUUUGUCAAUGACUGCAAAAAGGAGGAUGGCUCAACAUACCUCGUCGCCUCAAAGGCUAGCAAGUGCAAGGUUCUGACCGACGUCCCGGGAUCCCAGGCAUGGUCCGUCGUUUACGAGAUUACGUUUGCCAGUGAAGCGGAUAUGGAGUACUACCAGACCAAAGACCCAAUCUACCAAGAGCUCAUGAAGCAGGCUGCCGAGGGCAAGGCGACAGGCUUCAUUGCUGUGUCUGCAGAGUUCUAGAUGCUGGUCGUACAGAUAUCCAAAUGAAUUUCAACAUGAGUUUAUGAAGUAUCGCUUUUCU